This is a messenger RNA of Daktulosphaira vitifoliae (grape phylloxera), 952 nucleotides long. RefSeq names its product RNA exonuclease 4-like. The transcript has 2 exons. Gene Ontology annotation, molecular function: 3'-5' exonuclease activity; nucleic acid binding. Gene Ontology annotation, biological process: rRNA processing. Lineage: Eukaryota; Metazoa; Arthropoda; Insecta; Hemiptera; Phylloxeridae. Gene Ontology annotation, cellular component: nucleus. The record is from RefSeq and is a predicted model, not a curated record. Bases 36 to 725 code for a protein of 229 amino acids.
UUACGUUUAACUAACUCAUAUUAUCAUUAAUAAAAAUGAAUUUCUAUUUUUCUUUUGGAAUAUUCCUUUUUUUUGUGUGUUUUAUUCUCAUACCUACGUUUUCAACUGGGUCGUCAAGCUCCAAAAAAAAUGAUUCAAAGAAACAAGAAAAAGAAAAAAUUGAAGUCGUAGCAAUUGAUUGUGAAAUGGUUGGAAUAAAUUCUGAUGGUAAAGGAAAUAUGUUAGCUAGAGUUUCUAUAGUUAAUUCUGAAGGUGUAACAAUUUAUGAUAAUUUUGUUAAACCAACAAAAGAAAUUACUAAUUACCGUACUGCUGUCAGUGGAGUUCGUCCUCAAGAUAUUGAGAAUGGUGAAUUAUUUUCCAAAGUAAAAAAUGAUGUUUCGGAGAUAUUAAAAGGGAAACUAUUAGUUGGUCAUGCUCUUGUGAAUGAUUUUAGGGUACUGAAAAUCUCACAUCCCAAACGAAUGAUUAGAGACACUUCAACUUACUGGGAGUUCAAGCAAUUAACAGAUGGUCGUAUUCCAAGUUUAAAACGACUUACUUCACAUUUCCUUGGAGUUAACAUACAAGAAGGUGAACACAGUUCUGUUCAAGAUGCAAAAGCUACUUUACAAUUAUACAUGUUAGUUAGAGAAAAUUGGGAAUCAAUGUUAAAAAACAGAAAAAGUAGACCUAGAAAAGGAAAUAAAUCAAUUGGUUCAAAACAUAAACAAUCUAAUAAUUAAUAUCUAUUAGAUAAUCUAAUAAAAUUUUUUUUUUUUUUGGUUUUUUGUAAUAAUGUCUUUAACAAGACUCUUAAUUUAAUGUUUAAGCAAUUUGUUUUUCUUUUAAAUGCUACAUAUAUUGUUAUUAAAUAUGUUUUAUUUUUAGUUUGUAGAAUGGUUCUUAUUAAAAGAUAUUUUUCUGGUUCAUAAUUUUAAUAACCCAGUUUAAAAAUGAUUUUAGUAUUGUA